GGGGGGAGGUGCAGCAUGGCGGCGGUGUGUGGGGCCGCGGCGGCGGCCGCAGCUGCCUCUGUGCCGGCACCUGCGUCAGCGUCGUUACUGGCCUUGGAACCGCGGCUGCAGCGCCAGUUCCAGCAAAAGGUGCAGCAGGCCUGCAAGAAGCGAGGGGCCAAGGAGACGCUGACGCCGGGCGUGGUGUAUGUGGGACACCUUCCGCGGGGGCUCUGCGAGCCGCAGCUCCACGAGUACUUCGAGCAGUUCGGGACGGUGACGCGGCUCCGGCUCUCGAGGAGUAAGAAGACAGGAGCUAGCAAAGGCUAUGGAUUUAUAGAGUUUGAGUCUGAUGAUGUGGCUAAGAUUGUUGCAGACACAAUGAACAACUACCUGUUUUCGGAAAGACUGCUAAAGUGUCAGUUCAUGCCUCCUGAAAGAGUCCAUGAAAACCUCUUCAAAAACUGUAACAAAAGGUUUCUGAAGCCCUCUCAGCCAGCAGUCAGGCGGUACAAUAAGAUUCGUUCACUGGUGCAGAAGGCAAAGAUGACAAAGCGACUGCUACGAAAGGAGAGGCUUCUACGGAAGAGGCUGGCUGAAAAGGGAUUCGAUUAUGACUUCCCAGGUUUUGCGGCACAGGAGCGUUCCAUAAAGAGAAGUAAAAUUAAACCAUCCAAGAAGCCAAAACUGAACGUUUCUUUGAGCAGCCAGGAUCCUACUCCAGUCUGUACUCCAACAGUGCUCGAGCGCCGGAAAGCUGCUCAGGUGGAUGAUGACAAAGAGGACAAUGAAAUAACUCUUAAACUGCCCCCUGCCCGUGUUAAGAAUGCUGUGCAGAAACAAAAGAAGCUUCCAAGAAAAAGACCAAACCUGAAGAAACAGACAUAAAAUUUUGAUGACUGUAGCCAUGUGUUUUCCUCAGCUCAAAAAAUGGCAAGGUGGAGCUUCCUGUGGUUCUGCUGCCCUGGCUUGGUCUGCCUUGACUACUCUUUCAGCCUGUCCUAGGCGAGGAAUCUGUUUGCAGUCCCCUCCUAACCCCACCCUAGGCACCUACAGCCUUCUCUGCCUUUGAAGAUAUUCUUGACUUUGUGCUCACAGGUGCCCAUGCUGUGACACACCUAGAGCCAUGCCACAGCCUUAAUUCUGUAACUUGUCUCUAGCACUCGCUAUUUUGAAAGGAAAUGUGAGGCUGUCCAUUCAGUACUUGCUGAUCCAGGUUGUGUCUUACAUUUAUAAUUAAUGGCAGGUUAUAAAAAAAAUACAUUUUACAGCUGUA
Pogoniulus pusillus (Red-fronted tinkerbird) is the source of this 1255-nucleotide messenger RNA. It is a transcript of the gene NIFK, whose product is annotated as nucleolar protein interacting with the FHA domain of MKI67. Gene Ontology annotation, biological process: maturation of LSU-rRNA from tricistronic rRNA transcript (SSU-rRNA, 5.8S rRNA, LSU-rRNA). The transcript is spliced from 6 exons. The coding region runs from base 16 to 867 and encodes 283 amino acids. The record is from RefSeq and is a predicted model, not a curated record. Gene Ontology annotation, molecular function: RNA binding. Gene Ontology annotation, cellular component: nucleolus. NCBI's taxonomy places the organism in Eukaryota, Metazoa, Chordata, Aves, Piciformes, Lybiidae.